AUGUUUGCGGAGACAAUUAUCGGCAGCGAGGCGUUUGUUGGCGCGCGCCGGCCACGUGCUGCACGCGUCGCUGCCACGGAAGGCGGGAAAUUGCUGCGGAUACCAAGAUGGCUCGAUAGCGUGGGUUCACAGCCAGUUCCUCGUCCUAAUUACGCGGGGCGACACAUUCGACCCAUUUCCGAGCGGUGCGAAGUGUACGAGCGUUCGCGGGCGCUGGUGUGCGCGCGCGCGGACACGCCGCGUGCGCGUGUGCGUGCGCUGAUAAGAGGUCGCGCGAUAACCCGGCCGAGGCCACGCGCGCCUGGCAACAACCGCGCGGCCGAUCGAUUCUGCGCCCAAUCCCUUAGGGCGUAUGGUCCGGCUUCGCCUGGCGGCGCGUGCGUCGCUAUCACGGCCCUGGAGUGCACAUCGGGAGCGGACAUCGGGCCCUGCCUGCCCCGACCUCUCAGCAGGGUUUGCUGUUGCACUCCUGCAGGAAAAUUUAACGACCACACAGAAGACUGGCGUGCAGUAGAAGCAUUAUAUGGAUAUCGUCGGGUCGGGUAUAGGCCGGUGGUGGCGCUGCCUCGGGUGGACUGGACACCGGCGGCUCUGGUUGCAUCGUGCGCGUUCACCCCGCCCCGCGUGAUCGCUCACGGUUUGACACCGGACCGAGCGAUGCGGGCAAACAGUCACAACACACGGACGGACGGAUAUCCUAUUACCCGCCAUUUAGCGAUAAUUCCA
Iphiclides podalirius (scarce swallowtail) is the source of this 726-nucleotide messenger RNA. The record is from the annotation of a GenBank genome assembly. Lineage: Eukaryota; Metazoa; Arthropoda; Insecta; Lepidoptera; Papilionidae.